AUGGCAUUAGGCAAUACAAGCAAGAAAAAAACGAGAAAUCAAGCUCUACUGAAUGAAAAAGAUCAGUUCGAUUCACUAAGGGCAGCACAAGCUAUCUUCCAAAGACAUAACAAUAAUUCCAGGUCAACAAAGAACCAAUUAACCUCCGAACAUAGUAACUAUAAACUAGCCUCACAGCCUAUAUCUUUAAAGAAAACGGUUAGAGAUUCUAUUUCACAGAAGACAUCAAGAAGACCUAAUCCCAGUAGAUCUCCGAUCUUAUUAGAUCGACAGCGUUUAUUACAUUCGUCAUCACCAAUAAUACACAACACAUCUGUUAAUCUCAAUCAUGCGUCAGCUUCCGAAAGUGAUAUUGCGUCAAUUGCUGCAGCUUUAGCACAUUCCCACAUUGCUGACCACGAAUCAAAGCUGAAGAGUGUAUUCGAACAAAAUAGUCCAGAUGUAACCUCAAUAUCAAGUAUGCAAACUGAAGAAACGCCUCAACCGAGUGAAAUUCUGUCUAACCUUUCUUUGUUAGAAAAUAGCAACGAUAAUAAAAUGAUUUCGCUGGGGACUCCCAAUAAUAAUGAUAUUCAUGACGAAGGCAACAAAGAUGGACCCGUUCUACGACCUGUACCAUUUGCUGUCGGUAUAGAAAGAACAGGCCCAACAAGAAAACGACCUCCACCACCUCCUAAUAUUUUCCAAGAGGCCCAAGUAUUUUCGGAUCCUUCGGAAUUUUUACAUGAAGAACAAUUGGAAAACAUGUCAUUACGUUCAUUAUCUUCUUCCUCGACUUCUUCCUCAUCAGCAUCGUCGCCAGCAUCAUCAUCGUCAUCGUCGUCCUCUUCUUCAUAUUCUACUGCAAGUGAAUCUUUAAUUCCAACGGAACCAACGGCAACACUUGUUGUACGAGAGUCUCCUACUUUAAGUCCCACUUUUUCAAAUCAAAGUAGUGACGAUUCGACCUACAUGUUUGAUAAUGAGUUACAAAAGGGCUAUAAGAAGAAGAAGAAGAAGAAGAAAUCAAAGAGAUAUAAAGUGAAAUCGUUAACUCAUAAAUUUUUCAGAAAUAAUGUUGUAUACAACGAAGGCGACAUUGAAGAUAGUUCUACAACAUCGAAUCCAGUGAAGUUCAGAACGACAAUGAGACAUGACUACGAAAUAAAACGAAAGUUUAAUGAGGACAAACCUUGGAAAAAGCAUCGUUCUGUAAUGUAUUUGUCUGAUGCCGAGAGGAAACGGUAUGAAGGAAUGUGGAUCGUGAAUCGAUUCACAUAUUUAAAUUUACUCCCUUGGUGGCCACAAAACACUGAUGAUGAAAAGGAAGUGGAGGAAAAUACAGGGAGAACACUCAAUUUACCCGAAGAGGGGCUUAUCUUGAAUCAAAUCGUAAUGGACAUUUGGAAUCGAUCGAACCUUCCCUCGACACUCUUAACCAGGAUCUACGAUUUGGUUGAUCUGAGGAAAGACGGCACAUUGAAUAGAAAAUCCUUCAUUCUGGGUAUGUGGUUGGUCGACCAAUGUCUCUACGGUAGGAAGCUUCCAGAAUAUAUCUCACAGCCACUCUGGGACAGUGUGGACAACAACAUGAUGAACAUCAUCCAAGAAAAGACAUACAACGAACUCUACAGUAAGCAGAAAAAGAAAAACGUCAGGAGCAAACUGGUGAGAAGGGAACUCAAACAUCUCUCCAGCGGCAUAAAACACGUCUCAUCUCAUCUAUAA
Molecule: messenger RNA, 1707 nt
Organism: Kazachstania africana CBS 2517
Lineage: Eukaryota; Fungi; Ascomycota; Saccharomycetes; Saccharomycetales; Saccharomycetaceae
Gene: TAX4
Product: Tax4p
Exons: 1
Coding region: 1-1707 (568 amino acids)
Molecular function (GO): protein binding
Source: RefSeq, a predicted model, not a curated record